This is a messenger RNA of Scomber japonicus (chub mackerel), 945 nucleotides long. Its product is annotated as odorant receptor 131-2-like. The coding region runs from base 1 to 945 and encodes 314 amino acids. Gene Ontology annotation, molecular function: G protein-coupled receptor activity. Gene Ontology annotation, biological process: G protein-coupled receptor signaling pathway. The record is from RefSeq and is a predicted model, not a curated record. The transcript has 2 exons. Lineage: Eukaryota; Metazoa; Chordata; Actinopteri; Scombriformes; Scombridae. Gene Ontology annotation, cellular component: membrane.
AUGAAUUUCUCGUCUGCAAACUCUUAUGUGAGAGCUCGUGACAGUUUCAGUGUGGCUGUGAGCAAAAACGUGAUUGUCGGAGUACUAUGUAUCAUCAUCAACUACAUCAACGGCACCCUGAUCCACACCUUCAACAAACAUCAGAUAUUCCAUGUGAACCCACGAUACAUCCUCUUCAUUCACCUUGUGGUCAAUGAUAUGAUGCAACUGACCUCCUCGGUGAUGCUGUUAUUGCUUAGUUAUGUUUUCUACAAAAUCAGCGUCCGCCUCUGUUGCUUCCUGCUCCUGUUUACUAUCAUCGCUACUCAAAACACACCAAUGAAUUUAGCUGCAAUGGCGGUGGAGUGUUAUAUUGCCAUUUGUUUACCACUGCACCACGCAACGUUAUGCACAGUCAGAAGAACAUAUAUUCUGAUCGGUAUAAUAUGGUUUGUGAGUUUGAUGUCCUACGUACCGGACAUUUUUUUACUGCUGAGCACAGAAUCUGCAGAAUUCUUAGAUUCCAAAAUAGUCUGCAUCAGAAACAAUGCAUUUUUAAGUCCUUUACUCCAGCAGAAGAACAACAUCUAUAACAUAAUAUUACUGGUUAUAGUUUGGAGCAGCCUUGUUUACACUUACUUAAGAAUACUUUUUGCUGCUAAAUCAGCUGAUGCAGAUGUAAAGAAGGCCAGGAACACCAUCCUACUUCAUGGGUUUCAGCUACUGUUAAGUAUGCUCACAUAUGUAGCCCAGGCAUUAAGACAAGCUCUCUACGUCUGGUUCCCUAGAAAUAUUACUGAUGCAAUUUUUGUUUGUUAUGUUUUCAUCCAGGUUCUUCCCAGGUUAAUCAGUCCUAUUGUGUACGGGAUAAGAGACAGGACAUUCAGGAGGUACCUACAGAGGUACCUGCUAUGUGGAAUGAGAGCAAGCAUCAAUCCACAGCCAACCAUUAAAGAGCUUCAGUAA